AGGCGCGAAACGGCCGUGACGAGCAGCCGGAUAUUUAAUACUGUUCCAACGACGCAUCCCGACGCCCAACCGCCGUUCCAUCCCAAGCAAGGGUUCUCCCGCAGCAUGACAGCAGCAGCAUCCUUUGUCGCCGUCCUGCUCCUCUUCGCUGUCGCCACCAUGGGCCAGACCAGUGGGUCAUGCCCGAUCGCAAUCGCCAGCCAGUUCCGAGUCGGACAGAUUCCAUAUGGACCAUACGGCCUCGGCGCCAUCAUCACGAUCCCAUACACUGCCUCUGGAAGCAGCCUAGUUCAGAUAUCCAACGUCAAGUACAUUCCGAGCCUCGACACCGCUGUGCCGUUCAACGCUGCGUUCUCGCCUGUAUCCCUGACGGCCACGCCCUCCGGCAGCAUCUCCAUUACCGUCCCUCAGAACAUUGCGGACCUCUCAGGGAUCACGAUCGGGACUUACAACUUUUCGCUCUCGAUCAAGUACGUGGAUUCAACCAGCCCGACGGGAUAUACCAACUGCCUCGUACAGACCAAUGUAUUUGCGAUCGACUCGACGACCUCGGCUACGUCCACAUCUACAUCUACAUCUACAUCCAUGAUCCUGGCCACAACUACGAGUUCCCAGAUACCGAUGACGUCCAUCGUAGCGACGAUGACCACUCUGGCCUCGUGCAUUGAGGUGUCCACCCAAGCGGCUUCCACGACGGCCCCAACGACGACGGCGGUAACGACCACCACAACUGCAGGCACAACGUCGGCGCUCACAACCACCACCGUUGGGCUAGUGUCGACAACGAUCGCAGGCACGACCACGGCGGGUCCUGUUCCUACUCCUACCGAUUGCAUAACACCUACGCCUACACCAACUCCGAGCACCUGUCCGACUGGCACAAUAUCCGUGGGCGACUCUUGCUCGGUUGGAUCCGGGGCGACAUGCUCCGGCUCGCAAAUCGCCUACUGCGAUGGCAAUGGUACCUACGAGCUGUUCAACUGCCAGGCUGGAACCUCGUGCAUGAUCAACUCGGCCGGGUAUGCGCUGUGCCAGCGAAACGAUCAAAAUCCGUGCACCACUCCCAGCCAGGGAUGCUCGCUCUAUUCGAUGCGCUGCUCCUCCACGCAGAGCUAUCAAAUCUGCAUUCCGGUGACCUCGUCCCAGAAUGGGUACAGUCCAGAGCUGUCCUGUCCGCAAGGCACAUACUGCACCACAUCGGCCGGCUCGAUGAUCACUUGCGUCUAGCCCAUGAUUCACACAUAUCUCUGGUCGCGCUGAUCCUGGCUAUGGUGAGGCAUUGCGGCGCCAGGAGUCGCCCUGUGGCAUACUCUUCUCUACCUCCGUGCUCUCUAUAUGCAUUCGCGUUGACUUGACUAUAUUUUCACUCUGCCAGUAGAGCCAGCCCAAGGCGAGACAGGGUGGUCUGGAUUUUGGAGUCGGUCG
Molecule: messenger RNA, 1425 nt
Organism: Polychytrium aggregatum
Lineage: Eukaryota; Fungi; Chytridiomycota; Chytridiomycetes; Polychytriales
Exons: 4
Coding region: 106-1227 (373 amino acids)
Source: RefSeq, a predicted model, not a curated record